This is a messenger RNA of Folsomia candida, 900 nucleotides long. Its product is annotated as GILT-like protein 1. NCBI's taxonomy places the organism in Eukaryota, Metazoa, Arthropoda, Collembola, Entomobryomorpha, Isotomidae. The record is from RefSeq and is a predicted model, not a curated record. The coding region runs from base 104 to 724 and encodes 206 amino acids. The transcript is spliced from 4 exons. Gene Ontology annotation, molecular function: oxidoreductase activity, acting on a sulfur group of donors, disulfide as acceptor.
UUAAUAAUGGUUUCAUUGAGUUGAAAGUAAGACAAACAUUUCACUUGUCGUUUUACCUUUUCAGAGACCACGUAUUCAUAAAAUAUUCGGUCAAUAAGUAAAUAUGAAGGUUGUUUUGGGUCUUUUGAUUCUCGGACUGGUUGGAGUUUCCUUCCAGGCGCAACUUCGGCUGACCGUUUAUUACGAAAGUCUUUGCCCUGACAGUCGCCGAUUCAUUAUCAACCAACUCUAUCCCACCAUAAAUCUUCUCGGUGGAGUGAAUAAUGAGUUUCUGGAAGCCGAAUUUGUCCCGUACGGAAAAGCGAACACUACUUUUGUAAAUGGCACUUUUGAAUUUGUUUGUCAACAUGGAAGAAAUGAAUGUCUCGGAAAUAUGAUUCACGGCUGUGCACUCGCCAAACUCGCCAAGAAUGAAUCUGCAGCUUACAUUAAUUGCAUGAUGGAUUCGUUCAACGCUCCUAUCGACGCAGAGGCCUGCGCAAUAUCGCUAGGUUUGAAUUACACGAGAAUCGGCGAAUGCUACAACAAUUGGGAAGGUCCCACAAUCCUGGCAUCUGCCGGAAUAAGGACGCACGACCUUGUCCCAACGCUCUACUAUGUCCCGUGGAUCGUCUACAACGAUGUUUGGCGAGUGGAGGAUAUGAUUGGCAGUGAGCAGAAUUUGAUGAAUGUAAUUUGCCAGAAAUUGGAAAAUAGCACGAGACCGACACAAUGUGACCAAUAAAUGCAUACUCGAAAAAAUGAUAUUCCGAGGUUACGAAAUACAUGAUUUAUUACAUCCAAUUGUAGAUAUAACUUUAAAACAACCAGAGAAAUGAGUAAUUCUCAAAUCAAUUCGUUUGUUAAUUGAUUCAAUAAAUUCGAAAUAAAGUGCGAUAUAUGCAAUGCUUACUUUCUUAA